Phyllostomus discolor (pale spear-nosed bat) is the source of this 1233-nucleotide messenger RNA. RefSeq names its product mas-related G-protein coupled receptor member F. Gene Ontology annotation, cellular component: membrane. The transcript has 2 exons. Bases 97 to 1128 code for a protein of 343 amino acids. The record is from RefSeq and is a predicted model, not a curated record. NCBI's taxonomy places the organism in Eukaryota, Metazoa, Chordata, Mammalia, Chiroptera, Phyllostomidae. Gene Ontology annotation, biological process: G protein-coupled receptor signaling pathway. Gene Ontology annotation, molecular function: G protein-coupled receptor activity.
CCCUGACACGGUCCCUCCUGCCUUGGCCAGGUGGGCUGUGCCGGCCGCUGAGCUGUGAGCAGGGUCGCCAGGAACCCGGACUCCGCUGGCCUGGAGAUGGCCGGAAACUGCUCCUGGGACGGCGCCCCCGGCGACCGGAACAAGAUGUGUCCGGGCGGGAGCGAGGCCCCGGAGCUGUACAGCCGUGGCUUCCUGACCAUGGAGCAGAUCGCCGCGCCGCCGCCGCCGGCCGUCGUGAACUACAUCUUCCUGCUCCUCUGCCUGUGCGGGCUCGUGGGCAACGGGCUGGUGCUCUGGUUCUUCGGCUUCUCCAUCAAGCGGAGCCCCUUCUCCGUCUACUUCCUGCACCUGGCCGGCGCCGACGCGGGCUACCUCUUUAGCAAGGCCGUGCUCGCCAUCCUCAACACGGGGGGCUUCCUGAGCACCUUUGCCGAAUACGUCCGCGCCGUGUCCCGGCUCCUGGGGCUCUGCACAUUCGUCGCCGGCGUGAGCCUCCUGCCGGCCAUCAGCGCGGAGCGCUGCCUGUCCGUCGUCUUUCCCGCCUGGUACUGGCGCCAGCGGCCCAAGCGCCUGUCGGCCGUGGUGUGCGCCCUGCUCUGGACCCUGUCGCUCCUGGUCACCAGCAUCCACAACUACUGCUGCGUGUUCCUGGGCCGCCAGGCCGCGGGGGGCGCCUGCCGGCACAUGGACGUCUUCCUGGGCGUGCUGCUCUUCCUGGUCUUCUGCCCGCUCAUGGUGCUGCCCUGCCUGGCGCUCAUCCUGCACGUGGAGUGCCGCGCGCGGCGGCGCCAGCGCUCCGCCAAGCUCAACCACGUCAUCCUGGCCGUGGUCUCGGUUUUCCUCGUGUCCUCCAUCUACCUGGGGAUCGACUGGUUCCUCUUCUGGGUCUUCCAGAUCCCCGCCCCCUUCCCCGAGUACGUCACCGACCUGUGCAUCUGCAUCCACUGCAGCGCCAAGCCCGUGGUCUACUUCCUGGCGGGGAGGGACAAGUCGCAGCGGCUCUGGGAGCCCCUCAGGGUGGUCUUCCAACGGGCCCUGCGGGACGGCGCCGAGCUGGGGGAGGUCGGGGGCGGCACGCCCAACACGGUCGGCAUGGAGAUGCAGGGCUCCCCUGGGAACGCCUCCUGAGGGGCGGACCCGCAGAGGGGAGGCAGGGGCCUGAGCAGCCGGGACCUCCAGAGACCCUUCACCCAGGACAGGAACUGGGCAGCGGCCCUGGUGCUGAAUACAAGG